Sinocyclocheilus rhinocerous is the source of this 505-nucleotide messenger RNA. Its product is annotated as transmembrane emp24 domain-containing protein 10-like. Bases 77 to 505 code for a protein of 142 amino acids. The transcript has 4 exons. Lineage: Eukaryota; Metazoa; Chordata; Actinopteri; Cypriniformes; Cyprinidae. The record is from RefSeq and is a predicted model, not a curated record.
CGCAUGCGCGGAGUCAGAGCGCAGGCGCACUGCGCAGCUCGAUCCAGGCCUGCAGUAGUGGAGCGAUCAGCUCGUCAUGGCGCGGUUUCGUGUGCUCUCGCUCUCGCUCUCACUGUUGUUUGUGGUUCAAUCGGUCGUGUCGAUCUCAUUCUACCUGCCGGUGCGCAGCAGAAAGUGUCUACGGGAGGAGAUCCAUAAAGACGUGCUCGUUACCGGAGAAUACGAGAUCAUCGAGCAGCCAAACACGAAAACCAACCUGAAGAUCACAGACUCCUCUGGACACAUCCUUUAUGUGAAAGAAGAUGCAACCAAAGGCAAGUUUGCCUUCACCACAGAGGACUAUGACAUGUUUGAGGUGUGCUUCGAGAGCAAGUCACCUAUGGGAACUGGAAGAGUUCCUGACCAACAGAUCAACUUGGACAUGAAGCAUGGUGUUGAGGCCAAAAAUUAUGAAGAGGUCUUCUACCUGCGCCGCUUCUUCAAGGCCAAGAAGCUCAUUGAGUAA